UGUAAUUCGUAUAGUUCGUUGACUACUUCGGAUAGGCUUGUUAGUUACGCAGCUUCUUCCUCAAAAUGUGACAGUGGCUUGAGAAAUAAAUGGUACCGCUUUGUUGAAAAGGCUGGGACAUCCAUGCCAGAGAUCUGUCCUCCCAGACGCCGUUGCAGCGCCAAUGCUCCUGGUUGGUUAAACGGAAAGCACCCAACAGUUGAAGAAGGAGAGGUAACGAGGACUGUAUGCUUCCAAUACGGUGCCUCAUGUUGCCGCUGGAGUAAAGAUGUCAAAGUUUUUAACUGCUCCGGUUUCUACGUUUAUAAGCUGCCAAAUGUUCCAGGGUGUUAUUUGCGAUACUGUGGCAAAUCCCAUGGUUAG
This is a messenger RNA of Porites evermanni, 363 nucleotides long. The record is from the annotation of a GenBank genome assembly. Lineage: Eukaryota; Metazoa; Cnidaria; Anthozoa; Scleractinia; Poritidae.